UGUGUGUGUGUGUGUGUGUGUGUGUGUGUGAUUGUAAACAGUGAAAUAUUAAAGAUAAUUAAGAGAAAGUGACGUCUGAUCUGGUGAACAUGUGGAGGAAACACUCGAGCGAAGGAUCUGAGCGGUUUGAAUAUUUACAGACUCUGGUGACUGAGUUCCAGGACACAGACAGUGAAGAGGCAAAGGAACAAGUGCUGGCUAACCUGGCCAACUUUGCAUACGACCCAAAGAACAUGGAGAAUCUGCGGGAGCUGCAGGUGACUGACCUCUUCCUGGACAUGUUGACUGAGGAGAAUGAGAACUUUGUGGAGUUUGGGAUGGGGGGGUUGUGUAACCUCAGCAUGGACCCGCAGUGCAGAGACCUGAUCCUGCAGAGCAGUGGGAUCAGCUUAGUCACCAGCUGUCUGUCGAGCCGGAGGGAAGAGACCGUCCUGUCGGCCAUUGUCACGCUCAUGAACCUCACGACGCCCGUGUCACGCUCUGACAUCGCCGUCCCAGCCAUCCUGCAGUGCAUGCUGCGCUUCUCCCUGUCGGAGAGCCCCCGGCUGCGCAACCUGGCGGCCGUGUUUCUGCAGGACUGCUGCACCGAGGAGCAGGUGGCCCGGGCAGAGCAGCAGAUGCAGGGACAACAGACGGCAGUUGGGAUCCCGCUGCCCAAAGACACGUGAGGUGUUCACAAAGGAUGUUUACUAAUGAGAGUGAAGGCAAUGUCUUGCACUGUUGGCCAUAAGUAUGUAGACACUCAAACAUCCCAAACCAAUCAGUGGACCUUGCCGAGGUUCUCGUAACAUUGAGAAGACAGAGUGUUAAAUGUAUAGGGAGUGUCUAUAACAACAAUCUGGUCACAUCCUGUCAGUUCAACUGGAAAAUCACAUUUGAUUGACACCUGCAGAUGACUAUGGACUAUGAAUAUGGAUGUAACCUGCUGCUCCUCUGCGUCUUCCAUCAAAGUGCACGUUUUAGCAGAUUGAGUUUAGUAGCUGUGCUUUUUCUUACCACAUGAGGGAGACUGCAGAGUUUCAGUUGACCUGAAGGGUUCCGUUGGUGCUGUGGACCACACAGUACGAGCCUGAUAUAAUAAAACGUCUAUAUUUCCAGAGUUCACAACAAUUUGGCAAAAAUGUUCUAAGUGUUGUAACUAAUAGUGACUAAUAUUGCUUGUAAAAACAGGCUCACCAUCUGCAGGAGGGUUCGGGUUAUGUCCUGAAAGGUAAAAUCCAAACCCAAAAUAUGUAGAAUAAAAAAAUCUCUAAAUAAACCUUGAGGUUCCGCUGUAAGAGCCAGGAGCGCUGUUUGUUUUCUUCUCUCUCUUAAGAGCUAUUUCUGGGCCCAGUCCUUCAGGUCUAGACAGACGACGACAUCCGAUCCUGCAGCCCGGCCUCAGGUGGACUGCACAUGUAGCUCAGACCCUGGAGGAAAUUCUUUGCAGCUUUGAAUGUGUGUCUGUGAUCCUCGCUCAUUUAUUCGCCACAAAGUUUUCAUUCUUAAUCAGCGUGGGUUGCUGAAGGGAAUUCCAGGAGCUGAAGAGGCGUGCACCUGCCACCGAGGUCACUAAAAAUACCUUCAUUCUUCCCGUAAAAAGAGAAACACCAACGCCUGCUUUUAAUAAUGUGAUACAAUAUUUAAUUCAUCUUGAUGUAAAAAAAAAAA
This is a messenger RNA of Paralichthys olivaceus (Japanese flounder), 1650 nucleotides long. RefSeq names its product armadillo repeat containing 7 (gene armc7). Lineage: Eukaryota; Metazoa; Chordata; Actinopteri; Pleuronectiformes; Paralichthyidae. The record is from RefSeq and is a predicted model, not a curated record.